AUGAAUAAACAUUUAUUGGUGUUAGUUCAACUUCAACAUGACUUGACACCAUCAUUAUUGUCGUCUCAUCAUCGAUAUAAAUACUUCCUUGGAAAUAGUAGAUUAUUAUCAUUGCCAAAAAUCAACAAUAGCAACAACAUUAACAUUAGCAUCAAUAAUAACAUCAAUUCAAACAACAACUAUAACAUUAGCAUCAUUAAUAACUAUUUUUAUAGAAAGAAUUGUUAUUGUAGCACAAAGAAAAGUUUUGGUAACAAUGAAAAUACCAAUAACAACUCCAAUAAUAACGAUAAUGGAAUAACAACAACAACAACAACAAGUAGUAUCUCAGCUGCUGCCGACAAUUCGUCAUUAUUUACUAAAUUCAUUAAUAAUAAUAAUAAUAAUAGUAAUAACUUUAAUGCUAAGCAAUUAUUAGAUAGUUCAAGAAAGUUUCUAAAGUCGUCGACCAACAAUGAUAUCAAAGAGAGUGCAAUACUAGAUUCUCGAAUACUCAUUGAACAUGUACUACAACUCAAACCAAACGCUCGUAUUCCACCGACAUUAAACCUAACAGAUUCACAAUACCAACAAUUCUCAGAAUUAAUAAGUAGAAGAUUCAAAGAUGAACCUAUUGCAUAUAUAGUUGGUUAUAGAUACUUUUGGAAACAUCAAUUUAGAUGUGAUCGAUCCACUUUGAUACCUAGACCCGAUAGUGAAACACUGAUCGAUCAAAUCGUGAUGCUCAGAGAAUAUGAGAACUUCUCACCCACCAACAUAUUGGAUUUGGGUACUGGCACCGGUUGUCUACUAUUAUCGUUACUCAAUGAAUUCCCCAAUGCAACUGGUGUAGGUGUAGAUCAAUCAUUGGAUGCACUUGAAAUUGCAAAAUAUAAUAGUAUAUCAAUUGAUAAACAGAAUAGUAGUGAUAACAAUAGUAGUAAUAAUAUAAUUAAUAAUAGAGUCGAAUUUAUACAAUCAAAUUGGUUAUCUUCAUUAUCUAAUAACAAGAAAUAUCAACUUAUCAUUUCAAAUCCACCAUAUAUUUCACAUAGUGAUUAUAUAAAUUUAAAUCCAACUGUUAAAUUAUUCGAACCAAAGACAGCAUUGGUUGCAGAUAACAAUGGAUUAAAAGAUUAUGAGAUCAUUGCCAAGUCAAUCGUAGAUAAAGAUAUAUUGGAUAGAGACAAUGGUCUUGUUGUUUUUGAAAUAGGUAUGAACCAAGAGAAUGAUAUCAUAAAGAUAAUGGAAUCCAAUGGUUUCGAAUUGAAGUGUCAAGGAAAAGAUUUAGGUAGAAUUAUAAGAUGUUUAGUAUUUAAAUAUAAAAUAAAAUAA
Heterostelium album PN500 is the source of this 1314-nucleotide messenger RNA. Its product is annotated as N5-glutamine methyltransferase family protein. Lineage: Eukaryota; Evosea; Eumycetozoa; Acytosteliales; Acytosteliaceae. Gene Ontology annotation, cellular component: mitochondrion. Gene Ontology annotation, molecular function: nucleic acid binding; protein methyltransferase activity. The coding region runs from base 1 to 1314 and encodes 437 amino acids. The record is from RefSeq and is a predicted model, not a curated record. Gene Ontology annotation, biological process: protein methylation. The transcript is spliced from 3 exons.